UAGUCUCUUUCUUCAACCACUCUUUCCUUCUUCAUCUUCAUUCUCUCCACAAAUAGUCAGUCAAUCUCAACAAAAAGAGAUGCUUCAACGUCUGAAUCUCCUUCCCUUAUUGGCCUUCAUAUUCUGCUCAUGCUGGACCCUCCACGUCGUCGUUUCGGAUCCGCAGACCAAUCUUGUGAGCAGAUUCUGCAACCCAUACGACGUAUUGAAGGUGUCCAACACCUCCAUGUUCGAUGAAAACCGAAACGCAACGUUUCAAGACAUCAGAAAGCUGAUUAGUGACCAAAGCAAGCACUUCGCCACUGCUCAACAAGCCAAUGGUGGGAACCCUGUCGCCACUCUUUUUCAAUGUAGAAACUACCUCUCCAUCGCCGACUGUGUCGUGUGCUUCGACGUCGCCGCCAUGAAAAUUCUGAGCAGUUGCACCGGUGGGUCCCCCGGUGGUUUUGUCGUCUACGACGGUUGCUACCUUAGGUAUGAUGCCAGCAGCGCCUUCUUUGGCGAGACAACGCCUUCUAUCAACAGCGUAAAAUGUGGAAAUCAAACUGAUGAUGGAGAAGCCAUUAAUGCAUUUGACUCAACUGUUGAACAAGUUCUAACGAAUCUCAAAACUACAACACCCACAACUACUGGUUUCUUUGCAGCCAUGAAGAUGCAAGUGCCUAAUAAUAAUAUUGGUCAAACGGUUUAUGCUUUUGCUCAAUGUAUUGAAACUAUCUCAGAGAACGUGUGCCUCAGUUGCUUGAAUGCUACGUACAGCAAUUUGCACACUUGUCUUCCAAAUUCCAAUGGUAGGGCAUAUACUAAUGCCUGUUUCAUGAGAUACUCCACCAGUUCCUUCUUUCCUGAUAACCAGACCACUCACAUCGCACCCUUGUCGGAACAAGGUUCAAAUGAGAAGAGGACCAUUAUUAUAGGUGUAGUUGUUGGAGGUUUAGCUUUUGUUUUGAUCCUCCUUACACUAUUAGCUUGGAUUAAGCGGCCAAAAAGGCCUGAGAGAGCAGUUCCUAGGGGAGACAUAUCUGGAGUAAGUAAGUUGAAAGGCCCAGUUAUUUUUAGUUAUAAGGAGUUGAAGUUUGCUACUAAAAGUUUCAGUGCAGAAAAUAAACUUGGAGAAGGAGGAUUUGGUACUGUAUAUAAGGGUACUUUGAAGAAUGGGAAAGUGGUUGCUGUCAAGAAAUUAAUUUUACGCCAGUCUAAUAAGAAGGUGGAAGAAGAAUUUGAAAGUGAAGUGAAGCUAAUAAGCAAUGUUCAUCAUCGGAAUCUUAUUCGCCUUCUUGGAUGUUGCAGUAAAGGCAACGAGAGAAUUCUGAUUUAUGAAUAUAUGAGAAAUAGCAGUCUUGACAGAUUCUUAUUUGGUAGAAAUAGAGGUUCUCUCAAUUGGAGACAACGAUGUGAUAUAAUUUUAGGAACUGCAAGGGGGUUGGCUUAUUUACAUGAAGAAUUUCAUGUUCGAAUCAUACACAGAGACAUAAAGACUAACAACAUUCUCUUAGAUGAUGAUCUCCAACCGAGAAUUGCUGAUUUUGGCUUAACGAGGCUAUUACCUGAUGAAAAAUCUCAUCUUAGUACAAAAUUUGCUGGAACAUUAGGGUACACAGCUCCAGAAUAUGCAAUUCAUGGUCAAUUAUCAGAAAAAGCUGAUAUUUAUAGCUAUGGAGUUGUAGUUCUGGAAAUGAUCAGUGGUGAACAAAGCAAUGAAAUCAUGACCCAUGGUGAUUUUGAAGGCGACUUCCUCCUUCGGAAAGCUUGGAAACUGUACGAGAGAGGCAUGCACAUAGAGUUGGUAGACGAAACCUUGGACCCUAAUGAAUAUGAUGUAGAAGAAGUGGAGAAAAUGGUAGAGAUUGGUUUGCUUUGCACUCAAGCAUCUGCUGAAUUAAGGCCAACAAUGUCUGAAGUAAUUGUUUUGCUCCAAGAUAAAAGCUUAUUAGAGAAUAUGAGACCCACUAUGCCUAUCUUGAUUGAAACUUGAAAUUAGGGUCCCAUUGAGACAUCUCUGUUGGUCAUGGCCCUCACUUUUUUUUAUUUAAUUUAAAAAAUGUUUGGUGGUCAUGUAAUUUGGUUGAGAUUUGAGGCUACACAUAUAUAUACAUAGGCACGGUUUCGAAUUUUUAUAUUGGCAGGUGUUGAAUAUUGUUUGGUGGAGUUAA
Molecule: messenger RNA, 2153 nt
Organism: Prosopis cineraria
Lineage: Eukaryota; Viridiplantae; Streptophyta; Magnoliopsida; Fabales; Fabaceae
Product: cold-responsive protein kinase 1-like
Exons: 8
Coding region: 80-1975 (631 amino acids)
Biological process (GO): protein phosphorylation
Molecular function (GO): protein kinase activity; ATP binding
Source: RefSeq, a predicted model, not a curated record